Hyposmocoma kahamanoa is the source of this 1123-nucleotide messenger RNA. Its product is annotated as prostatic acid phosphatase-like. Gene Ontology annotation, biological process: dephosphorylation. Gene Ontology annotation, molecular function: phosphatase activity. The transcript has 4 exons. The record is from RefSeq and is a predicted model, not a curated record. The annotation marks the transcript as partial. NCBI's taxonomy places the organism in Eukaryota, Metazoa, Arthropoda, Insecta, Lepidoptera, Cosmopterigidae.
CUCCGGUACUACUCCAACUGUCAAAGAUUCAAAACUCUUAUGGCACAAGCUAAGACAGACUCCAUCCAAGAAGAGUUUUUACCAUACGAAGACCUAGUUGUAAAACUGGAAAAGGAGACUGGAAAGAAUUUUACUGAAAAUCCUACCCUAUUUCAAGCUCUAUUCGACCUCUAUAAAAGUCAGAUAGCUCUAGGCCUGGAUUUACCUGAAUGGGCGAUACCACUGUUACCGAAACUCAGUGCAACAGCGAAGCUUGCAUACAAAUUGUACUUCAGGAAUCAUGAAAUGAAGAAAAUUGGUGGUGGUGUACUGCUGAAUAACUUCAUCAAUAUUGCCAAAGAAAUCGCAUCGGGUUCUCCAGUUUCUCAUCGGCUCCGAAUCUUCUCCGCCCAUGACUUCAACCUUGGUGCUCUGAUGGAAGUUACCAGAACUAUCAAAGAUGACAGUAUACCUGAAUAUGGUUCUGCUUUCAUGUUGGAACUGUACAAGAGUCGGAUUACGGGAGAGUUUAGUAUUUUGCCUAUCUACUUAAAGCAAGCCGGAGAAGUUUCAGAAACCCUGAAAGUUGAAGGUUGCGAACGCUACUGUGAACUAAAUAAAUUUCAAGAAUUGACAAAGGACUUUGUUCUACCUGAACACGAGUUUUACCAGAUAUGUGGCGUUAAAACGGAACUUUAGGCUGUGAACUUAAGUUAAGAGUUCAAAGGUUGACAAGUUAGGUUGUGACCCUCGCCAUGUAGAUGAAUCUAGAUUUCCAAAGUCAAAGGUAACUUGCCCGACAUUUGACGCAAUAAAAUUGAGUUAUUAGAAAAUUCUUAAGUUUUAAAGUAUAAGUAUUUUUUUGUUACCAGCAGCUAAGUCACAGAAGUUGUUUUUUAUAUAAACGUAUAGAUAAUAUUUUUUUCACCUCACUAGCUCGUAAAGGCUUUCUUUCUCAUUAGAAAUCUGCGCGCAAACGCGUUUUUUGCACGCUAGCGUGGAAAAGGUUUUUGAAGUUCGUACUUGUCAAUGGCUAUAGUGCACCCAUUGACUUACAAAUAAAUGGACGAUGGGUCUAAUACAAAAAUCACGAAAAAAAUGUCCCAAGUCAACCUAUUUAAACGUAGUGACAUGUAAAGGAAUA